UUCAUCUUACACCCGAACAACGCGCUUUUUGACUCCAUCACCAGGCUUCCUCCUCCCUUUUCUUCGCCCGAAUCGAAACCGCCCCAGCUCAUCGAAAUGGACCGCAUCAAGGAGAAAAUGAACCAGCUCCGCCUGGAGGCCGACGAGGCCACUUCUCAGGUCGAGGAACUCAAGGCCAAGGUCAAGGUGCUCGAGCAGGAGAACCUGUCCAAGGAGCAGGAAAUCACCUCGCUGCAGCACAAGAACAACCUGCUCGAGGGUGAGGUCGAGAAGCUCGAGAACGCCGUCAAGGACUUCAAGAAGGCCGCCGAUGAGGGCCAGCAGCACGGCACCCAGAACGAGACUCUCCAGCGAAGGCUGCAGCUCCUCGAGGAGGAGGCCGAGGAUGCCGACAAGACGCUCCGUGAGGCCAACGAGAAGCUCCGACAGACCGACGUCAAGGCUGGACACUUUGAGCGCAAGGUGCAAGCUCUCGAGAACGAGCGUGACCAGUGGGAGACCAAGUACGAGGAGAUGUCCAAGAAGUACGCUGCUCUCCAGAAGGACCUGGAGGACCUCCAGAACGAGAUUGGCAACAUCUAA
This is a messenger RNA of Fusarium falciforme, 582 nucleotides long. RefSeq lists its product as hypothetical. Bases 97 to 582 code for a protein of 161 amino acids. Lineage: Eukaryota; Fungi; Ascomycota; Sordariomycetes; Hypocreales; Nectriaceae. The transcript is spliced from 3 exons. The record is from RefSeq and is a predicted model, not a curated record.